Carcharodon carcharias (great white shark) is the source of this 3036-nucleotide messenger RNA. RefSeq names its product glutathione hydrolase 6. Lineage: Eukaryota; Metazoa; Chordata; Chondrichthyes; Lamniformes; Lamnidae. Bases 165 to 1913 code for a protein of 582 amino acids. The record is from RefSeq and is a predicted model, not a curated record. Gene Ontology annotation, cellular component: extracellular exosome. The transcript is spliced from 4 exons.
CCGGUAUAGGUGUGUCUGAGUCACCUGUCGCGGCGGUUCCCAGGCGCCGGCCGCUUGAGAAGUUGGUAAAAUCGGCAAAGCCCGAAAGAACUCGGGGGAUGUAGUGAGGGGCAAAGACCCCCAGGGGAAAGGGUCUGAGAGGGAGGUGGUGAUCGAGGGAAGAGAUGAUUUCGGCCUCCGGGGUGCGUUACCAGAGGGUCCAGGCCGAGGACUGGAAUGAGGAGGAGGAGGAGGAAGGAAAAGUCACUAUCAACCUGUACUCGGCCUCAACGCGCUCCUCGCUUUCCCGUCAGAAGCGGGAGUCUUGCGUUCGUAUUACCGCGUCGGUGGUGCUGCUCAGCAUUGGCCUUUAUUUUGCGCUCCACGUUUUGAGGAAUGGCAGCCUCGAGGCUCCCGGCAAAGGCAGCAGUGCCAAAGAUGGGAAGGCCCACCACGGAGAAGGACACCAUCACCACGGCAACAAGGGAGCUCCUGCCCACCAUCACGAACAUGGAGUUUACCAUCACGCGGCUGUGAUUACUGAUUCAGAGACCUGCUCCAGCUUUGCAAAGGAGGUCCUGACUGAAGGUGGGACUGUGGUAGAUGCUGGAAUUGUAGCAAUGCUCUGCUUGGGAGUGGUGCAUCCACACAGCGCUGGAAUAGGUGGCGUUCUCUCAGCGGUGUUUUAUAACAAGACCUUGGGAACGACAAAGGCUCUAAGCACUUUUCCAGUGGAAUCUCUGAACCUGAGCUAUGGCAUCCCAUCAACCCUUCAGGGCCUCCGACUGUUGCACCAUGAGUUUGGCAGCCUGAGCUGGGCUCAGCUGUUCCAACGGCCGUUGGAGCUGGCGAGGAACGGCUUCCUCGUCGAUAACAUCCUGGCAGGAGCUUUGAGAGAGGCAGCGGCACACAGGACCGACCUGUGCCCGCUCCUCUGCAGCCAGGGCUGGGAGCUGAAAGCAGCGGGUGCCAACGCCACCAACAGGAAGCUGGCCAGUGUUCUUGAGAAGGUCAGCGCAGAGAUGGAGGAAGCCACCUUCCCGGAGUCCCUUGCUUGGCGAAUAGCUGGAGACGUGCCAAAGAUAGGCCGGCGGGCUUUCGUGGAGGCGGUCAUAAGACAGCGAGCUACCCUGGUUGAGCCUUUGGUGACUGAACUUGACCACUUCUUCCUGUAUGUUGCACCACCACCUGCCUCGGGUGAAGUCCUGACCCGGAUCGUGAAGCGGGCCGGGCAGCUUAGCCUCUCCCUGGUCAGUGUUUCCAGUGCCGAAAAUGCGUCCGCCGCUUACCAGGGCAUUCUGAACGCAGCCCAGCAGGCCUACCAGAGCCUCCCGGGUUUCCCGGGACCCGUUCCCUGGAGCCACCAGAAACAAAGCAAGGGCAAACCCUCCAUGCAGACUGCUCCGGCCGGCAGUCAGGUCACAGUAAUCGACGUUUCUGGCAACGUUUUGGCGAUGGUCAGCUCCCUCAACAGCUCGUUCGGGGCGAAGGUCCUCUCUCCUUCUACAGGCAUUUUCCUGAGCGAUUUCACUGAGAGAACAGACUCUGGCGUUCUUUACUGGGCUUGCCCAGCCGUGCUGAGAGCUAGGGCUGGGGAUGGUCUCGUGGCGAUCGCGAGUGCGGGGGGAACAUCCGCUCCCUUUGCUGCCGCUCAGGUAGUUUUGAACAAAGUUUAUUUCGAGAGGUCGGCGAGGGAGGCGCUCUCCGGUCCCCGCUUUUACCUGAAUGCUGGAGUGGGAGGAAUCCUGCAUAAGCUCGUCUCUGGACUGCAGAGAGAUUCCAAAAUUUAUACUCUCCUGUUGCGGGAAGAGCCGGAGCUGGAACUGGUCAAUGGAACAGCGGGAGGUGUGACCGCCACAGUGGUUGAAUCCCACCUGGGCCACAUAAGUGCUUUCGGACAGCCGCAAACGUAUUCUUAUGCCGACGGUUAUUAACACAGUGGGAGGCUACUCGUUCCGUUCAGAAUGAGUAGACAGUAUCUGCUACCCCCCCUCCCCUAUUCACUGUUUCCUAAAUGAUUUUGGAAGUUUUCACUUCCGCUGCUCUCCCUGAAAUCUAUUCCUGGGUGUCAGCCGUUCCUCAGCAGGUAUCCCCCCUCUCACCUCUGAUCUGUGGAUUCAUGUCCCACUCCAGAGAGUUGGGCGCACAACCUAGACACUCACUCCAAUACUUGGGGAGGGGGGAGGGGUUGGUGGAGUUGGGGGUCACUAUUCACAGAACAGGAGGAGAGUUCCCCAUGACAUCUGUCCAAUAUGUAUCCCUUAAUACCUAAAACAGAUUAUCUGCUAGUUAUCUCAUCGAUGUCUGGGAGCUUGCUGUAUACAAAUUGGCUGCCACAAUUCCAACACUACAGCAGUGACUGCUCCAAAAGCCCUUCAUUGAUUGUAAAGCGCUUUGGGACGUCCUAAGGUUAUGAAAGCCGCUAUAGAAAUGCAAAUCUGUCUUUUAAUUUAUGCAUCAUUCCCUCUGUGGGAAAAAAACUUAUGGAUAAAACCUACUGAUCUUGCUAACUGCAAGACCUCAGAGCUACAUCCAACAAUACUGCAUUAAGUAAAAGCGCCAAUGCUGGAAACAUGAAAUAAAAACAGCAAAUGUCACAAAUGGACAAUGCAGGGCUAGUCUCAAUUCAGAUAUGGGGUAUCCAGCCUAAAUAUUCUUUAUAAUGACAGCAGACCUCUCAUCUCUGAAUAUUUAUGCAUUUACCCAGUGAUGGGUUGCAAAGAUUUGAUUGCUCUACAUCAAGCUGGGAGUCGCGUCUUUGGACUAUGCAUCCACUGAGCCUUGUUCUGCUAGCUGGGAAGAUCAGAUUGCACCGGGGCUAUGCUGGACUUUUAAAUAUGUCCUUAUUGGAUUUUCCCUGGAGCAGGGCAUUGAACUCCAUUGAUUGGGGCUGCUUUCAAAUCCCAUCUCCUCUGGAGGAUUGCAUAGAUAGGAUUGAAUUAAAGCGUGUAUAGAGGCGUCUCGGACAGAGUUUCUUCUGGAAGCUCUUUGGGUGAUGACGUUACAUGUUUCUGUUGUACCUGAUUUUGUUUUGAAUAUGAUGGUCUCGAAUACUAA